AUGAAUAUAGAUUCUUUAAAUAAUGCCUUACAACCAACAAUGUUGUAUCAAAUUCAUGAAUGCGUGGGUAAAGGUAAUUUCGGUAACGUAUACAAAGCCACCAACAAUUUGACUAACAGUACGGUGGCAAUUAAAGUCAUUGAUUUGGAGAAUACAGAUGAUGAUAUCACUACAAUUACUCAAGAAAUCUUUUUCUUAGCAAGAUUAAAAAAUGAAUAUAUUACACAUUAUAUUACAUCUUUAUUAGACGAUUCAAUGUUGUGGAUCAUCAUGGAGUUUUGUGGAGGUGGGUCCUGCUCCGAUUUGUUGAAAUAUUGUUAUAGGCAUGGGUUAUCAGAGGAUAAGGUGGCAUUUAUCACUAGAAAUGUUCUUAAUGGGUUAGUAUAUUUACACAAUCAAAAGAUUAUUCAUAGAGAUAUAAAAGCUGCUAACAUUUUAUUGACUUUAGAUGGACAUAUUAAAAUAGGUGAUUUUGGAGUGAGUGGACAAAUUCAAACAACUUUGAAAAGGAAUACUUUCGUUGGAACACCAUAUUGGAUGGCUCCUGAAAUUAUUGUUUAUCAUGAUUCAAAUGAUAAUUAUCCAGGAGAUGGUUAUAAUGAGAUGGCGGACAUUUGGUCGUUAGGUAUUACUGUUUAUGAAUUGGUGACGGGAGCGCCUCCUUUGAGUAAAGAAGAUCCAAUGCAAGUUAUGAUCUCAAUAAUAAACAAGAGCCCACCAAGGUUGUUAGAUGAUAUCUAUUCGCAGGAUAUCAAGGGAUUCAUCAUUAACUGUUUACAAAGAAAACCUGAAGAUAGGGCUAAACCAUCAGAAUUAUUAAUUCAUUCUUUUAUUGUUGUAAAUGCUGAUAUUAUUGCUAACUUAAAAGAAGAUGUCAUGGUUUGUAAUAAUUUGAAAAGACAAUAUCAAAAAUUUAGAGAAUUAAAUAAAAAGAAACCUCUCUAUCACCAUGUUGGUGAUGCCUUAUCGAACAAAUCACAAUCGUUUGGAUGCAGUGACACUUGGGACUUUAAUGUUAAUAAUAGGGAAACUUUUGAAUAUCAAAGAAUCAAGCCUUCUCAAACAGAAUCAGUCUACUAUUCAAGUGCUAUAUCAUCAAAUGUGUUAAGAGACAGGGAUGGAUCAUUUAAUAAUUGUAAUCAUAAUAAUAUGACUGUAACUCCAUUGACAAUCCAUGAUACAUCAUCUUUAAAGAAGAAUUAUCCUUGUUCACCUUUAAUACCAGUAGUAGCAUCACAACCAGCUCAUCGAGUAAUCCAAGGUGUAUCUCAGAAUAAAAUAAUUAAGUAUGAUUUAGGAUCGGGAAUGGAGAUAGAUACGAAGUCAAAAUCUUUAAGUAAAUCUUUAAGAAUUAAUCAAAAUGAAGAGAUCGAUUGUAUAAAUGAUGUGAUCGGCUAUUGUUUUAAACAGAUGGAAAUAAGAGCUAAUGAAGAAGAGACUAAAGCUUACGUUAAUACUUUAUGGCAGACAUUUCUUGCUAUUGAAAAUGAAAUCCCUGGCUUUGCAGACGUGUUUGUGGAAGAAUUUAUGAAUAGGUUAGAAAUGAAAAAUAGUUUUUUAGAAUCGCGCAAUUGUAGUAGUAUAAAUAUGUAA
Arxiozyma heterogenica is the source of this 1593-nucleotide messenger RNA. RefSeq names its product putative serine/threonine protein kinase SPS1 (gene SPS1). The record is from RefSeq and is a predicted model, not a curated record. Gene Ontology annotation, biological process: protein phosphorylation. NCBI's taxonomy places the organism in Eukaryota, Fungi, Ascomycota, Saccharomycetes, Saccharomycetales, Saccharomycetaceae. Gene Ontology annotation, molecular function: protein serine/threonine kinase activity; ATP binding. Gene Ontology annotation, cellular component: cytoplasm. Bases 1 to 1593 code for a protein of 530 amino acids. The transcript has a single exon.